Erythranthe guttata (spotted monkey flower) is the source of this 1996-nucleotide messenger RNA. The record is from RefSeq and is a predicted model, not a curated record. NCBI's taxonomy places the organism in Eukaryota, Viridiplantae, Streptophyta, Magnoliopsida, Lamiales, Phrymaceae.
AAUUAGGAAGUAAAAGAUCAAGGAUUUGUGAAUUUUUUGGGCUCAAGAUAGCGGCAAAGCUUAAUGACAGAAAAUCUAUGGUGUCUUGAGACUGUAGUUAUGCAACUAGCAUGAAACUGAUAUAAUCGAGAGAAUUAGAAGAGUUUUUCAUAUUGUUUUUGCUUACAAAUGAUGCGAUCCUAUUAUCAGAAAGCAUAUUGCGAGUUAAUGGACUUGAAAAAUUAAAGAUUAAAGAACGAGAAUUAGAAGUACUUGAGGUUUUUUGUUUUUACCAUUUUGCUUCAAUAGAAGUGUUUAUGUUUAAAUUUAGAUUGCAGGAAAAUCACAUUAAUUGGAGUAUGCAAAAGUUUUCUUAUGAAAUCAUACAGAGGUAAAUACUAGGAUACAUAACAAACUAAUUGAACUGGAUAUAGCAGAGAUAGCAAUGUUAACAAGUUCUGUAGCAUAACCAGAGGAAAUAGUACUAUAAUAUUCGCUAGCAUGUACUCAAGAUUUGUUCUUGAUGAUUGUAGAAAAGCUACAACAAUUCUCGGCUAUCUAUGGCCUAUGUUAUACCUAAUGAAAAUCUAUAGUAACGGGAACCAAAGUGGUAUUAUUUCUGAGCCUAAUAUGUUCGACGCCAUUCUGACUAUGGGGAUUUAGAGAACCCUUUGCAUCUUUUAGGUUCUAACAUACAACCGUAACUUGAAAUCCAAGUUGAGUUUGAUUAAAAACGUUUUCUUGACAAAUCUGCCAAACGUGUUGAAGGUUCUCCAACCUCAACAAUUUUAGUGCUCUAAUUGUUGUUGUCGGUCUGCGUAAAACCUCCCAUUAAGAAUUUAUGUAUCGAAGCGUUCCCUUUUGCUGCCGUUGUUAUAUAUACGUAUAUUUUUAGAGUAUUGUGCUUAUAGUGGUUCCCUUAUUUGCAGUGUGAGGAGUUAUGGCAGGGGAAGGCGCACAUACCACGCAUUGCAAAAGUUCCAGGACUUACAAAGAUGGCUGUUUUUUCUCUAUCAAUGAUGGAUAGCAAACGUGCUCGAAUAACUCGAGAUGAUCUGUGCGACCAUGUAUGGGAAUUUCAUUUUACUGAGGAUGCACCGGAGUACUGGCGAAACCUGGACCCACGAUGGAACGGAACGGGGGCCACCAUGCGCAGAUACUUCCAGGCGGACGGAAGCAUAACGGCCGACCCGGAAGACAAGGUGUGGGGGGGCCAUGAAUCAUCGUACACGGUGGUGACAGGGUUGUACUUCGGUGGAAAGAUGAGAGAGCACUAUGUAAGGAUAAACAGGUGGCCUCAAAUGUCCGUACAGAGAAGAGCUGACUGGGGAUGGGUGCUUUCGAACCAUCUCUACUGCUAUACCAGCGUCCCUGAUCCUGAUAAACCAGAUGGCACCGGCCCUUCUCUCUAAUCACCAUAAACAAGACUCUCUCUUCUCUCUCUCUCUCUCUCUAGGUGUGUGUGUGUGUUUUUUUACACUUUAUAGUAGGUGUGAGCUUUUUGGUGAGUUGGGUUUUCUCUCUCUCCACCACCAUUAUCAUCCUUUCCUUGCCAAGAAGACUACUAUGUGUGUGUGUGUUUUUCCACUUUCUAGUAGGUGUUGAGUUUUUUUUUUGGUUUUCUUUUUUCCCUCUGUUGUGAAGGGUGGUGAAUCAAGAACUGGCCCUUUUCUCUCUCCACCACCAUCAUCCUUCUUGCCAAGAAGAUUACUGUGUGUGUGUGUGUUUACACUUUUUAGUAGGUGUGAUAAUUUUUUGAGGGGGUUAUGUUGGUUUUUGUGAAUCAACUCAUGAAGAAGACUACUUUGUGUGUGUGUUUUCACUUUCUAGUGUGUGUGAUUUUUCUGUUUUGUGUAAAUUAGGAGGUGAAUUCUUGACUUUUGUAUGAACUGUUGAAAGGAGGUUUAGUUAUGUGAUGGUAUUCUGUGUGGUGUGUUUGAUUAUUCAUUUUUCAAGAAACACCCAUGUGUGUCUUUUUUGGAAUUAUUAUUACAUUUUAGUGGAUAAUUAUUGUCUU